GACUGUUGCUUGCUUCGUUGCUUACUUGCUGUGCUGGUUUAGACUUGAUUUGACUUUGACUGCCGCGCGUUUUGCAACCUUGGAAUACCCGUUUUACGACAUGCGAUGCUUUUUGUUUUUUUGUUUUUUUUUGUUUUUCGCUCGGUGGCUUUCUUAUUCUACUCCUUCUACUCCUUCUUCUUCUUCGACUUCGACUUCGAAGACUCAUACAUUUCUUCUCAUCUCCAUCUCAACAAAUCACACUCACUAAACUCUCUCUCAUUAUCGACUUUUUCAUUUCUCAUCUCUCCUUGUCUUUACUUUACUUUGGGCUCCUGGUGUUUUUUUUCGCGAUACUCCAUCGCCUGCUUUCAGAUUUCCUUCUACUCGACUAAAUCGUCACACACACUCACUAAAAUAACUACAAUCACUACACUUGUCACUACACUUGUCACUACACUUGUCACUACACUCACUGCACUCACUACACUAUCUACACUCAACUGAGUACACUACUCUCACUAGUUUCCUUAAAAUGGGGUUUAUAUAUCAUCGGGGAUCAAUUUGUUAACGCCCGGGUUUGGGUUCGGUUUUCUUUGGGGUUCAGAAUGUCUUUGCUUCCUGUCGUCCGUCUGUCUAUCCUGUGUUG
Molecule: messenger RNA, 628 nt
Organism: Tricharina praecox
Lineage: Eukaryota; Fungi; Ascomycota; Pezizomycetes; Pezizales; Pyronemataceae
Exons: 1
Coding region: 106-486 (126 amino acids)
Source: RefSeq, a predicted model, not a curated record